AAAGACCGUUGCUUUGAUUUUGUGAACCGUUGAGAAGUUUUACUCUGAAAUAGUGUGAAAUAAGUUAUAAAACGUGUGUAGUGGUGAUUUUUAUACAAAAUGAAGUCCGCAAAAUCGAAACAGAAGUUAAAUGAGCUGCGUACACCGGCCCGGAGUAAACAAAAUUUGGCUCCGGGUGAAAGGGACCCUGUGCAAGUAUUUUGCCGAUUACGACCCAUGCAAAGAGACUCAGAUAUAUCGUGUAUGAAGAUAUUAUCUCCUACCACAGUAUUACUCACGCCUCCUCCGACAGCGUUGAGUUAUAGGAACGAGAAUAUAAAAUCUAUGAAAUACACUUUCAAAGAAGUAUUCGCGCCUGAAGUUGGUCAACAAGAAGUCUUCGAUAAAGUCGGUUUACCAUUAGUAGAGGGUCUAGUUAAAGGUAAAAAUGGUUUACUAUUUACCUACGGAGUCACUGGCAGCGGUAAAACAUUCACAAUGACCGGUGAGCCUCAAAAUUGUGGCGUUUUACCGCGAGCCCUUAACAUUAUAUUCAAAACGAUAAAUGACUUACAAGCGCACAAAUAUGUGUUCAAACCAGAUAAGAUGAACAUGUUCGACAUACAGUCUGAAGCAGAAGCCAUGUUGGAGAGGCAACAGGAACUACACAAGUUUAAAACAGGCAAAAAGAACAACUCAAACCCAGAUUUAGCUAUGUCAUCAAAUGAUGUUACUAAAAUCGAAGGAGUAAACGAAGACAACCAAUACGCAGUCUUCGUAACUUACGUGGAGAUUUAUAACAACAGUGUCUUCGACUUACUAGAAGACGGGCCACCAAUCUGUAAGAAUUUACCUGUGAAGAUUAUAAGAGAAGACGCUGCACACAAUAUGUAUGUCCAUGGGGUCACCGAAAUUGAAAUUAAAUCUGCCGAAGAAGCGUUUGAUGCUUUUUACUUGGGACUGAAAAGGAAACGUAUGGCUCAUACAAAUUUGAAUGCGGAGUCAAGUAGGAGCCACUCCGUCUUCACUAUAAGACUAGUGCAGGCACCGGUUGAUGAAAUAGGAGAGUCCGUUAUCCAAAACAAGAAGUUUCUAUCAAUCAGUCAACUGAGUCUCGUUGACUUAGCAGGCAGUGAACGAACAAACCGAACAAAGAAUACUGGGCAACGACUCCGUGAAGCUGGUAAUAUCAACAAGUCCUUGAUGACGUUAAGGACUUGCUUGGAAGCGUUACGGGAGAACCAAAUCAACGGCACUAACAACAUGGUGCCAUAUCGCGAAUCUAAAAUCACUCACUUGUUCAAGAAUUUCUUUGAAGGUGAAGGUCAGGUCAGGAUGAUUGUCUGUGCUAAUCCCAGAGCUGAAGACUAUGAUGAAACUCUUCAAGUGAUGAGGUUCGCCGAAAUGGCUGCAGAGGUGGAAGUCACUAAGCCACAAAUACAUGAUGUUGCCGCUUCAAUGGGACUCAUGUCUGGAAGACGUAAAGCAAACAGACUGUUCACGGCAGCCAGAGAAAACAUUAUGAGAGCUGAAGCUAAAGAUCUAGAGUUAGACCUGGGUCUAGUCUACAGUCUAGGCCCUGACUUCCCAAGUUUAGAGUUGAACAGUUCCCAAGCAGCUCAUAUUAUCAAAGAACUGAUGGCCCAUUUGGAAAUGAGAAUCAGCCGUCGCGAGACUUUGAAGAGAAGCAAGGCAGUCAAAGACGAAAGGCUCCGCUCUGCUCUCCUGGACUUAGAGAAGGAAUCGUUAGAAGUGCGGAGUGAGAACUCCUCUUUAAGAAACCAGCUAGUGGCAUCAGAAAGAAGAAUCAGAGCUUUAGAAGAACGCCUAACUUCGACGGAAAACGCGUCGCUAUCCCAUCAGCGAAAGUUGGCAGAAAUGACAGAGUACACGUCUUCUCUAAAAAGAGAACUACAGGAGAAAGACUUGCUUCUAAACCAGAAUAAACUUGAGAAAGAGAAGCAGAAGAAGAUUCUAGAACGGAAAUACAACUACAAAAUCGCCGCAGAACAUGAGAAGGCGAAGGAAAUAAAUACAGAAGCCGAGCGUUUAAGAUUCGCUAACGAAGAGAAAGAAAACCGCCUUCGGAUCAUAGCCCAAGCUUUAGCAGUAGGAGACAAUGUAGAAGCUCACAGGAUUACAGGAGACAUGGCCGCUCAGACUAGCGUCAAAGACUUCACGCCAGGCUCAACUCCUAGAGCUUUGCCAGCCCAUUUACUGACUCCAUUCAGCCAACAAACUCGGGAGACUAGAGAAACUAGGGACACCCCAGCGUCUUCGAGACGAGGAGUGGCCGUAGCCAACCCCAGACACCGCAGAUCGUUAUCAGCUGACGGGAAAGGAUGGGUAGAACACGCGCCUAGCAAGAUGGUCCCAAUGGGAACCGUUUUAAAACCAAGUAUUCACAAUAGCAAAGUUGUCAACAAACUUAAGAGCGUGAAAGACAUCGCGAAUUCGAAGACUUCGAAAUACUGUCUGAUUUCUCAAGAACAGGACACUGAUGGGGAGUUGGAAACAAAAUUGUAUAAAGGAGAUGUGGUCCCAACUUGUGGCGGAGGCGCCCAGGUGAUCUUCAAUGAUGUUGAAAUGCUGAAGCAGUUUUCUCCUAAUAGGGAAUCAGUGUCGACGAACAGAGUGUCUGGGUCGUGUGCCCGUCACUCCGCCAAGAGAAGGGACACCGGCUGUUCGCCACCGCAAACUCCGUCGAAUACGAGCAAAAAGCAGAGAGUUGAUGAUGAUUAAUGUAUAAAUAGAUAACUAAAAUAUAAUCGUAGUUCAUAUUGUUCAAAAAGAUUGAAUUUCGAGCCCUUUUUAGAGGUAUAAUACUUUUUUCCUCAAGGUUUUUCAAAAUCAACACAUAACAAAAAUACAUUUAAAUUAUUCUGAGCAUUUGAAAAGUCAUUAUUUCUCUUUAUUUUUAUAAAGGGUGAUAUUUAUUGUUAUUACCAUUCUUCACAAAAAGUAGACUUAGUUUUCACUACAGUUAAUUCUAAAACUUUUUGAACUAGGUUUAUACAUAGAUAUGUAUCUGUUAAAGUGAUUUUGUAACUGACUUAUAAUUUUUGUUGUUUUCGUAAAAACUACAUGUAACACUAGUGAUUAAAGUUUAUUUAACUGUGAUCAAACCAUUAAUAAUGUUAAUGAAAACAAAUUCCUGUGAACUAUGCAGGACAAAGUACUAUUUUAUAUUUUUGUGAGGUGCGAGAAAUGAGGAUGUACUAAAUAGGUGCCUUUGCAAUGGCUAACUUGUUAAAUGAAAAAUGGCGACCUC
Pectinophora gossypiella (pink bollworm) is the source of this 3250-nucleotide messenger RNA. RefSeq names its product kinesin-like protein KIF23 (gene pav). The coding region runs from base 100 to 2721 and encodes 873 amino acids. Gene Ontology annotation, cellular component: nucleus; microtubule; kinesin complex. The record is from RefSeq and is a predicted model, not a curated record. NCBI's taxonomy places the organism in Eukaryota, Metazoa, Arthropoda, Insecta, Lepidoptera, Gelechiidae. Gene Ontology annotation, biological process: microtubule-based movement. The transcript has a single exon. Gene Ontology annotation, molecular function: ATP hydrolysis activity; ATP binding; microtubule motor activity.